Nerophis lumbriciformis (worm pipefish) is the source of this 1141-nucleotide messenger RNA. Its product is annotated as transmembrane protein 60-like. The record is from RefSeq and is a predicted model, not a curated record. Lineage: Eukaryota; Metazoa; Chordata; Actinopteri; Syngnathiformes; Syngnathidae.
CUCAAACAAACAACGUUCCCCUCCAAAUUACUCUUUUAUUUUAUUUUUUUCAAAUUUGUGUCGGACAGACUCUUCGUCAAAGGUCGGACGCUGAGAUAAAAGUGGCGGUGAAUCUUCUGGUGUGCUCGACUCUUCGUCAAAGGUCGGACGCUGAGACAAAAGUGGCGGUGACGCUUCUGGCGUGCUCGGUAAGACCGUUUAAGCGAUGUUUUUUGACAACUUGCAAAGUUACGCUAGCAUGCCAGAUAGUUGACACUUGGGACAAAAGUCGCCAUUUUUGUUAUUCCUCCUUUUUUAAGAGGAGUUUUUGUGUGACAAACGAGCAGUGUGUCCUCACACCCGGUGUCGGCUUGCUAAGUUCCGCGUGUAUGCUCGUUGGCUCCCCGCCAGUCGCCGGCCCAUAGAUGAAGAUGUCAUUGGUCCAGCGAGUGUUCCUCUCCUGGGUCUUCAGCCUCCUCUUCCUCAUCAUGCUGGUCCUCAAACUGGACUCCAAGAUCCACUGGAACUGGUUCCUCAUCUUCCUCCCCGUCUGGACCUUGGACGCCGUCCUGCUGCUCAUGGUCCUGGUGCAGCUGGUGGGCCGCUGCAAGCCGGACUUGGAGCCCAGGGAGGGCGAGCAGAGCCUGGCCAAGAAGCUGUGGUACCUGGCCGCCCUGCUGCUCAAGCUGGCCUUCUGCGUCAGCCUGUGCUCCCGCCUGGAGAGGCUGACGGACGCCUGGCUCAGCGUGGUGUGCGUGCCCCUCUGGGUGCUGCUGGCCGGGGCCCUGCUGGAGCUGGGACACAACGUCUUCCACCAUAGGAGGGACUGAACACUUCACUAAUAAGAGCGACUGACUCAUGGCUUUUAUAUCAUCUACCUUGCUCUUGUCCUCAUCUUCCCUGUGGGUGUGGGUGUGACACACUAUAAGCACUUUGCAUCAUUUAUCAACACGCUGUUUCUCCGCUAUUACACGAGUAUUAAGGCCACACUGACAACAAGACAAUACUACAAGUCCUGAAGAUUCAUUUGUCAUUACCCAAAAAGUCAACAUAUUACAACAGGGGUGUAAUAUUUGUGCGGGGGCCCUAUCUAUCUAUCUAUCUAUAUAUAUAUUUAUACAUACAUAGAUAGAUAGACACAGAUGUAUAGAUACAGUGUGUG